Molecule: messenger RNA, 1315 nt
Organism: Rosa chinensis
Lineage: Eukaryota; Viridiplantae; Streptophyta; Magnoliopsida; Rosales; Rosaceae
Exons: 3
Coding region: 164-997 (277 amino acids)
Source: RefSeq, a predicted model, not a curated record
UUGUCUCUAUAGUUGUUGGCGAAUACCUAAUUCCGAUUUUUGUUCAAUCUCCGAUACCCACUUGUAAUCUUGACUAAAGAUUCGAUCUUUGGGGAUCAAUUUUUUCUCUGAGAAAAGAAGACGAAUAAAGGAAUUAGGGUUUAGGAGUUAGAGGAGGAGGAAGAUGGUGAUCACGAUUGAAGAUUUGAGGAAAAAUGAGACCAGGCUUUGUGGGUCUUUCUUGAAAAUGGUUGAUGAUGUGAAAGCCAUGGCCACCGACCCAUCUGAGCAACAAGUGCUUCUGACCCAGAUGGUUUUGAAGGAGUUGAUGAUGAAUAGGAACAAACCAGAAGCAGCAUUCUCACUUGGUUUUCCCAAAAAGAAGAGAUCUGGAUCUAGAGGGAUGCAAAAGCAGAAUCAGAAUCAGAAGCAGAGGAUCAUCAUCAAAUUCAAACGCUGCGUCUCUGCCACUACAGGUAUUGCUUCUUAUUCUUGCUCUGUUUCCCCUGAUUCUGGUAUUGUUGGAUCUAGAGGGAUGCAAAAGCAGAAUCAGAAUCAGAAGCAGAGGAUCAUCAUCAAAUUCAAACGCUGCGUCUCUGCCACUACAGGUAUUGCUUCUUAUUCUUGCUCUGUUUCCCCUGAUUCUGGUAUUGUUGUAAACCCAGACCCACUUCAUGAUGAUCAGAAACAGGAUUUGAAAUUGAAAUUGAAAUUGAAGAGCAAGAAGAGGUGCUACUCUGAAAUCGAACAAGCAGGCGAUGAAGGUUUCGAAGACAUAAACUCGAAAAGGCUGAGAAAGGGAAAGAAUGAUAAGAGGGUGUUACCAAGUGUGCAAUCGAUCACUGAGUAUUUUCCAAAGGAAGAAUUGCAGGAUCGUAUUCGUGGAUCAGAUCACCCAAAGCCAAUAGCAAGAGCAAUAGCAAUAGCAGGGAAGAGGAAUGAGAUCAAGAUCAGUAUGACCAGCUUUGCUUUGUCCUUGUUAAUCUGCUUUCUUCUUGCAGUUUAUGUUCAACAGUAAUUCAAUGAACGACUUUCAUUUUUCCGGUAUGGUUUUUGUAAUUUUAAUACUUUCUCUAUUUCCCCAAAGCUCAGAUAUCGCAUAUCUUCAUUCUCUUUCUCUCAGAUCAUUCAGUAUGCUCUUUGAGUUUGGGGGAUGCAUCCAAUUUCUUCUUAUGUUUACCUGGUAUAUUAGCUUACAUGUGCUCUUUUAGUUUUAGACUGGGCUUAUUAAUGCUUUUAAUCAUUUAUCUUUGUUCAAUCUCUUCUUAAUGGUGACAACUCAUAUAUAAGCCCUAAGUUUUUGAUGAAUUUUAUUGACAGGUUUUUACAGUCAUGU